This is a messenger RNA of Eurytemora carolleeae, 1023 nucleotides long. RefSeq lists its product as uncharacterized. The transcript is spliced from 6 exons. The record is from RefSeq and is a predicted model, not a curated record. NCBI's taxonomy places the organism in Eukaryota, Metazoa, Arthropoda, Copepoda, Calanoida, Temoridae. The coding region runs from base 1 to 1008 and encodes 335 amino acids.
AUGCCGGGCAUGAUUGUUUUGUUUCAAAAGUAUGCAUCAGAGAGACGGGACCAACAAUAUCAAGGACUAAAAAAUUAUACGGCAUUUUGCAGAACACAAAAGAAUCAGUUGAAAGAGCCAUCUCCUGAAAUUGAGAUAAUUGAUGAAGUGGGAAAAUCUGCUCCUCUUGUGGAAUUAGAACCUGUGGAUCUUGAUUCAUCUGUGGAGGUCUCAGAUAAAGAAAUAUCAGAAGAUGAGGAGAUUCCUGAUGGAAUAUCUGGAGAUGACGAGGUUCCUUCGGAUGAAGAUGAAGAAGGACAUGUUGAGGAUGUUCAAACCCCUACUCCGCCAAUUGAGAAAUCAAGUCUAUCUGAUAACAAUAAAGAUUUCACAGUCUCAUUACCUUUACAUACUCCAUACUCUGCACCUUUGAUAGCACUAGGUUCAGACAAACCCCAGUCUGUUAACUUGAUUAGGGAAGAUAUAUCUACAGCACAAGCAGCUGCUGCUGCUACUGCUACCUCUACUUCUGACGCUUCCAGACUUGAAUCUUCAAUGAUCAUAGAAACUCCUGAACAUAUAAAUGCUUCAGAAGAUUUAGGUGAUGCACGGGAAGAUCUGUCAUUCUCUGAACCUUCAGAUUCUACCUCUACUGUACCUGUAAUAUUUUCACCUUUGUCAGUUAAUUCAGUUCUACAAUCUGAAUUUGAUUCCUCUCUACAGCCAGCAAUAAAUACUAGCUCUGUACAACCAACUGUUUUGGAUUCUUCCAGAACAAUAACUGCAGCUAAGGCAUCAACCCCUUCUUUGGUAUUUCCAGUUUCAUCAGAAUCAUCAGUACUUUCUUCCGCUGCUGCCAAACACCCGGUUCCAAUUCUGUCUUUGGAACCAAUAUCUAUAGACCCAGAGCCAAUUAAAUCUAUAUCUGCUGAUGUAGUAGAGAAAGAUAAAGUAAUCCAGUACAACCAGGAGGUUAAAAUGGCCAGAUCUCGAAUCCGGUCGCUGGCGAAAAAUCUAAAAUACAGGUAAUAUAAUUAUUUAUCU